Messenger RNA from Acanthopagrus latus (yellowfin seabream), 7687 nucleotides. Its product is annotated as rho GTPase-activating protein 21-like. The transcript is spliced from 26 exons. The record is from RefSeq and is a predicted model, not a curated record. Gene Ontology annotation, biological process: signal transduction. Gene Ontology annotation, molecular function: protein binding; phospholipid binding. The coding region runs from base 592 to 6495 and encodes 1967 amino acids. Lineage: Eukaryota; Metazoa; Chordata; Actinopteri; Spariformes; Sparidae.
AGUCGGGAGAUUCGUCAAUCUGCAUACAGAUUGUCGCGCCGCCAACCGGGGACCACGCAGGAGUACAUAUUACUUUUUUCCCCUCUGUUGUGUCUAUUCGGACCGCUUUAGCAUCGAAUAGAAGCUCGGAAAUGAUGCGAAAUGAAUGAAGACCCGUGGUUUAUUUUCGGCCGGGUCACCCCGACGGAGAAAUGCACGCCGAAGGGCGUUUACCGUGUUUCUUCCAGCGUGUUUUUCCCUAACAGGUAGUGAGGCUCAGCGGUCACUGAGUGUGGCUGCGCAGCGGAGACUGAAUAUCCCGCUUUGUAAUCUCUUGACAGCCCUCUUUUAACCCAUCUUUGGAUCGACGGACGCCUUUAAACGAACACCCACCCUCUCUCCUCUCCAGAAACAUGGACAAUGUGUUUGUUGUUGUGUCAUUUUGGAGCAGUUGUAUGAAUUUAUAACAGAUUUCAGCCUCUGAUGGACAUGAAGAAGGCGGACGGUGUGGAUUAGGAUCUUUCCUUUUUUUCUUUUUUCUUUUUGCCUUCGUCCUCCUCAUCUCAAUGUGGUCUCUAAAGGACUUCUUCCUCCUCUGCGGUUUGAAAUGAAAUGAUGGCAGCAGCACGUUGGAGUGAUUCACCGCAGGACAAUGAAGAGAGUAAACACAGAGCCGUAACUCCGUCUUGUGAGGCCAAGCAGAAGGAUGGGCGCGAUCAGAGCGAGGCGUCGACUGCGGCUUCUCCCGGCCCAGAGGAGGAGCCUUUUUCCUGGCCGGGGCCCAAGACGCUUCAUCUGCGGCGAACUUCGCAGGGCUUCGGCUUCACACUGCGACACUUCAUCGUCUACCCUCCCGAGUCUGCCGUCCACAACUCUCUGAAGGAUGAAGAGAAUGGCAGUAGAGGGAGACAGAGGAACCGUCUGGAGCCAAUGGACACUAUUUUCGUCAAGCAAGUGAAGGAGGGAGGCCCCGCCCACGGAGCUGGACUCUGUACAGGGGACCGGAUCGUGAAGGUGAAUGGAGAAAGCAUCAUUGGGAAGACCUACUCGCAAGUCAUAGCCUUGAUCCAGAACAGUGAUGCCUCACUGGAACUCUGUGUGAUGCCAAAGGAUGAGGACAUUUUGCAGCUGUUUUCCAGGGAUAUCACUGCUCUGGCAUAUUCCCAGGAUGCAUACCUCAAAGGAAACGAGGCAUACAGCGGAAAUGCCCAGAACAUCCCCGAACCCCCUCCCAUCUGCUACCCUCGGAUAGAAGUCAAGGCUGCGGGCAUGGCUCAGACAUCAGAGCCCGCCGCAGUCAGCGAGACCCCCCGAGGGCCAGCUCAGGGACCAGGACGACGAGGAGGGGCCACAGAGAAGAGCUACCGGGUGGAAAUCCCUGUUCCGCCAUCUCCUCCACCCCAGCAGACGGUGGUGUGUGUCUGUAAUGAGAACGUGAGGACAGUGGCGAUGCCUCUUGAUCCGGUUGACAGGGGGUCCCGGGUGGCUCGGGCUGGACCCAGCCACAGGACGGAGGAAAACCGGUACAGCCCUUCAGCAGAUUCUAGCUCGGCUAGACCCAGACCCCUUAUUCCCUCAGUACCUGGUGGUGCGCAGCUGCAGUACCCCUCCUCCCGUCCAACAGAAACCCCUGUCUAUUCCCCUUCCUCAACUUCUAGACCUGGACCCGUCUUUCCUGACACAUUAUCUACACCUGUACGAGCCCCUCUUACUCUUGCCUCACCGGACACGUUCUCCGCUACCAACACAACCAACACAAACCACUACUCACCAUCACCCACAGCCCCCUCCACCUCUCCACACCAGAACAUCGACUGGAAAAACUACACCACCUACAAGGACUAUAUUGACGCCAAGAGGCUGCACACGUAUGGUUGUCGCACCAUCCAGGAGCGCUUGGACAGCUUGCGUGCGGCUGCCAGUUCUAGUUCCGUCUACACCCAGCAACGUACACCGCCUCCAUCUAGCACCAGUCAAAGAGGGGCACUGGGCUCCCAGUUCAGAAGGAGAAGUGCCUCCAAUGAUCGUGGGGUUAGUGUAAAUACCCAGGGUACUACAGUGACUCCAUUACGUAGCGUCUCCCAAGAGAGGCUUGGAGGUGGUUCAGAGAGGACAAUAAGGAAUUGGCCUCGAAGUGCAUCUGAGGAUGCUCUACCCUUUUCCACCCCCACAGGAGUCACCAAACCCCGGGCAAGGUCGUGUGACUACCUGGGGCAGCAGGCUGGAGAGCCAGGUGGGGCUGUCUUUGGAGACAGGGAAGGGUUUGAUGACAGGCUGUUGAGCCGGGGAGAGGAAGCCAGAGCUAGCAGGCAGGGAGCAGGCAUGAGAGCUUUACCUCAUCUGAACAGGAGUCUCACUGGACAGGAUGAAGAAGGGCGAGGAGGUAGAUUAUCUAACUCACCGUUAGCUGUUUCUGUGUUUACUAAAGGUACGUCGGAUUCUGCACUAACAUCAAGGACAGACGGUGUCAUAAUGAGACCAUCACGCCUGCCUGUCAAAAACUCAGACCUUUCGCCUGCCUUACCCUCCACUAAAACCACAGACCCUCUUAAAGACCAAAGAGCUAACAUCAUGGGCAACCAUCUUGGCUACCCUUCCCCUCUGCACCUGCAGCUCAGAGGUAGAGCCGACAGUCUGAAAAUGGAGAGCAGGUCGGAGUCUGGGUUGGCAGCCAGGUCUUCGUCUUGCUCCGGUCCAUCCUCUAAACUGCCCUUGCAGAGACAACUACAAAGUGUCACCUCUGCUGCUGGUUCCUCCACCACUAAUGGAGCUGUGACCCAAAAGCCAAAAGCCAGCGCCCCCGUACGGACUAAUGGCGGUCUUGCAGAGGGCGUAGAAGGACCGGAUGCCACAGUUGUUGUUUUAAGAAGGGACAAAAACUCUGGACUUCCUCACAUUCGCCCACCGUCCUAUGUGCUAGCUGUUAAUGACAACCACAGAGGAGUGACUCAUAAGUCACCGCCGCUGGUGAAGGCCGGCUCUGCAGAUGGAGCCAUGUGCUGGUUGUCAAACGACGGCUUCAGGGAGAAGCAUGUCAGAAGGCUCGGAGAAACGCGACAAAAGUCUGGCUCCGACAACUUGGACGACUCCCUGGAUUCAAUCCCUUUCAUAGAUGAACCGUCAAGUCCCAGCAUUGACCUGGACAGCUCACACAUUCCUGCCUCUGCCGUGAUAUCCGGAGCGCCCACCAUCACCACCAUCCCACCCAGCCCCACCUCUCCGUCCCCGCUCAUUCGACGACAGCUGUCACACGACCAAGAUUCUCUCCGUCUCACAAUUAUUGAGUCAGAUUCUGGUACUAAAACAGAGCGAUCCAAGUCGUACGAUGAAGGCCUGGAUAACUACCGGGAAGAAAGCAGAGGGAGGUCCUUAAUCCCUGGUCUGAAAAGUCUUAGGAAGGCUGUGGACAGGUCGUCUGAAGAUUCAGGCUCCAGGAGGGAUUCUUCAUCAGACGUCUUCUGUGAUGCCACCAAGGAGGGUCUGCUGCAUUUCAAGCAGCUCAACACAGACAAGGGCAAGCGUGUCGGCGGAGGUAUGCGCCCGUGGAAGCAGAUGUACGCCGUGCUGAGAGGUCACUACCUCUGCUUGUACAAGGACAAGAAGGAGGGACACGCUCACGCCAACUGCCAAGCGGUGGACGAGCCCCUGCCAAUCAGCAUCAAGGCCUGCCUGAUCGACAUCUCGUACAGCGACACGAAGCGGAAGAACGUGCUGCGGCUGACCACGUCGGACUGCGAGUACCUGUUCCAGGCCGAGGACCGAGAAGACAUGCUGGCCUGGAUCAGAGUCAUACAGGAGAACAGCAACCUGGAUGAGGAGAACGCGGUCUUCACCAGCCAUGACCUCAUCAGCAGGAAGAUCAAGGAGUACAACACCUUGAUGAGCCCGACAGGCAGCAAGACGGAGCCGUCGCCCAAACCUUCACGCCAGUCGCUGAGCAUCAGGCACACGCUGCUGGGAGGGAAAGGAGAGACCAAAGCUACAAGUCCACACUCACCCAAACCGGAGCAGGAGAGGAAGAACAUGCACAAAGAUGACACCAGCCCGCCCAAGGAUAAAGGGACAUGGAGGAAGGGCAUCCCGGGACUGAUGAGGAAACCUUUUGAGAAGAAGCCUCCAGCAGGAGUCACGUUUGGAGUGAGGCUGGACGACUGUCCUCCUGCGCAGAACAACAAGUUUGUGCCUCUGAUUGUGGAGGUCUGCUGUAAGCUGGUGGAGGAGCGGGGGUUGGAGUACACAGGCAUCUACAGAGUCCCUGGAAACAACGCUGCCAUCUCCAACAUGCAGGAGGAGCUCAAUAACAAGGGCAUGAACGACAUCGAUAUCCAGGAUGAUAAAUGGAGGGACCUCAAUGUGAUCAGCAGCUUACUCAAGUCCUUUUUCCGUAAACUUCCAGAGCCGUUGUUCACCAAUGAUAGGUAUGCAGAUUUCAUAGAGGCAAACAGAACAGAGGACCCAGUGGAGAGACUCAAAGUGAUCAAGAGGCUGCUUCAUGAGUUGCCAGAUCAUCAUUACGAGACUCUCAAGUUCCUCUCAGCUCAUCUCAAAACUGUGGCUGAGAACUCAGAGAAGAAUAAGAUGGAACCGAGGAACCUGGCCAUCGUGUUUGGUCCGACUCUGGUGCGCACCACUGAGGACAACAUGACCCACAUGGUGACACACAUGCCAGACCAGUACAGGAUAGUGGAGACCCUCAUUCAAAAUUAUGACUGGUUUUUCACUGAAGAGGGAAACGGAGAACCAGUGACCAUGUCGAAGGAGGAGAGCGCGGUGGAGUCUCAGCCCGUCCCCAACAUCGACCACCUGCUCACCAACAUCGGCCGUACGGGCACAUCGCAGGGUGAAGUAUCAGAUUCACCGACUAGUGACUCAGCUAAAUCAAAGGGUUCCUGGGGCUCAGGGAAGGACCAGUGCAGCCGAGAGCUCCUGGUCUCCUCCAUCUUUGCUGCAGCCAGCCGCAAAAGAAAGAAGUCAAAGGAGAAGCCGCAGCCUAGCAGCUCAGACGACGAUCUGGACGCUGUGUUCCCCAAAAAGGAAAUCCCUGGCCAGAAGCCGAACCACCACGGCCUCCAGACCGAGGUGCAGAGCGAGACUCGUCCAAGCCCCAACGCCAAACCCAACGCCAAGCAGCCAGCACGAGUCGAGGAGAGGAAAGAGAACGGGAGAACUGUGGAUCUCACGCCUAAAGUCAAGAGAGAGCAUAGAAACUCCUUAUUCCUGAAGGACAAGGCUCCACCCAGACACCCGUCACCUUCACCGUCCCCGUCCCCGAUCAUCGCUCCACAGGGGAAAUCCUCCCUGUCCGAUCCUCCGUCUCAACUCGAUGAAAACACCUCUGACCUCGGGACCAUGAGUUCCGGAGCGUCAGUUCCGCGGUCCAGACCAAAAAAGUGGACCGCGGGAGCAUCCGCUGAUCUUCCUGCAGGUGUCGGAAUGGGACCAGGUUUAGGGGCGUCCGCCGGUGCAGAGGUGAGCUCCAUCACCUCAGAUUACUCCACCACUUCUUCCAUCACAUUCUUGACCGGAGCGGACUCCAGCGCUCUCAGCCCGGAGCUGCAGGGAGGAGAGGAGGCGGACGACGAGCGGAGUGAGCUCAUCAGCGAGGGACGGCCGAUGGAGACGGACAGUGAGAGCGACUUCCCGGUUUUUGCUCCAGGCGGUGGCAGCAGCCAGUCUACACCCUGCCCAGAACAGAAUCAGGAAAAGAGCGAACAAAGAAGUGGCGGAGCAGCUGAAGGGAGCACCACUCCGAAAAUGGAAGCACGGCGCCUUUUCCCAUCACACAGGAUGAUCGAGUGCGACACCCUCUCCAGACGGUGGUCCUUAAGACAGAAAACAGACAGCGAGUCAUCAGUGGAGGGUGUAGCCAUGACUGGGGAGCGCAGCGAGGGUCGGGCGGAGUCCUCCACGCGGCUCUCUCGAGUCCUGGAGGUGAUGAAGAAAGGGCGGUCCACCAGCAGCCUGAGCUCGUCCUCACGCAGCGAGUCGGAGCGUUCCGAACCGGCGUGGCACCUCAAGAUCACGGAGCGGCUCAAAUUCAGGUUACGCACGUCUGCUGACGACAUGUUCACGCAGAAGAACCGAACGGCAGACGCUCGAGGGAAGAAGAAGAACAUCCGGCGGAGGCACACCAUGGGCGGGCAGAGGGACUUCCCGGAACUGGCGGUCAUUAACGACUGGAGGGAGCAGGGCGGCAUGGACCAGGCGGCCGAGCUGUCCGCCCUGGAUCGCCUCAAGCCCAGAUGUUCCUCUCAGGACUUCUCCAUCCGGGACUGGAUCGCGAGGGAGCGGUGCAGAGGCUCCGAUUCGAGCAUCGAGGUGGCGCCCAAAGCCGUCCCUGAGGAUCCAGACGUGCAGGACGCUGCUCCGGAAAGACCUCCUCCUUCUGCCGCUCAAGAGCACGUCAACGGCGGCGGGCUGCAAGGCAAAAACAAAGCGAGCCUCGGGGCGGACGCUCACCCGCACAAACUGUCUGGAGCACAAGUCGUCCGCUCACGGUUCUACCAGUAUCUGUGAAACGACAAGUGUCGAGCUCUUGUCUUUUUGAAUGAAUGAAUGCGUUUUAAAAUGUACGAAUGUGGGUUAUUUCAGCGAAGGUUACUGCACAAUAUUUUUUCUACAAAAGUAUACUUUAUGUAUCUACUGUACAUACUUGUGUAUAGGCUGAUUGUUACUGGAAUAAUGCUGAAGAGUUUACGUGUUUUAAUUCCUCUGACUCGGCGGCCGUACUGGAACAGACGCGGAGAAAACUUCCUCCUGCACCAUCGAAACCCUGCCAGCGCAAGAAUGUGACUUUACUGAAACGGACUCAGAAGGGUUGAACGCAGGAGGAAGAAAAAACCUUUUUAAAAGUUCUUCCUAUUAUAAGCGGUAUGAAGAAUGUAUUACUCUCCUUGGACUAACACUAGAUGCUUGUGACAAUAUUGUCAUUUUCAAAACAACAUGUACAUGUUUUUUUUUUUUUUUGUUGUUGCCUGUACUUGAAGUAUGUGGAUGUAACUGACGGCUGCUUUCUGAGCUGCGUGUUGUGGGAACUUUAUUUUUUCACAGCACACUCACAACAGCCAGAUAUUAGCUCGAUGAACUGGAGGAAUUAUUAUAGUUUUAUCAAAUAAAGACUGAAAAAAGAAAAUGUUAAUGAUGAAGUGCUGAUACUAUAGUAUGUAAUGCUUGGUACAGUAGUUUUUAUUUCCAAACUUUGUCCAGUUAUUGUCCAAAAACAAUUAAGUUUUUACAUAUAAUUGUUUUAUCUCGAGAAGAAAAAGUGCCUCUUUUUUUCAUUUUUUUUUUUUCAAAACUGUUUUUUAUAAACAGUUGUCAAAGAAAUUAAAAAAAAAAAAAAAAAAAUUUAGAAGAAACAAACCUCACAGGCAUUCCAGAGACGUUUUGUUUUGUUUUGUGUUCUUUUUCCUGUUUUUAGUUUCGACCCACAGCGACAUCAUUCAGAUUUACGUCCCAGUCGGUUUCAUUAAUGUUUUACUUCUUGUCCCCCCCCCUUGUAUUUUUCAAAGUGCAGUAAAAUUCAUGGCCGCUUAAAACCUGGGAGAAAGUGAAAAAAAAACACACAAAAAAACACAACAAACUUAUCUUUCAAACUGCAUGAGACAAUGUUUUCUAAACAGUGAACAUCUCGUUGCCUGUGUACAGCAAGACAUGGGUGUGACGCCCUCCCUCAACAAACACUGGAAAUAAAUAAUCUUUAUUAGAU